Tricharina praecox is the source of this 2487-nucleotide messenger RNA. RefSeq names its product WD40-repeat-containing domain protein. The record is from RefSeq and is a predicted model, not a curated record. Gene Ontology annotation, cellular component: TORC1 complex; TORC2 complex. Gene Ontology annotation, biological process: regulation of actin cytoskeleton organization; TOR signaling. Bases 1 to 2487 code for a protein of 828 amino acids. The transcript has 6 exons. NCBI's taxonomy places the organism in Eukaryota, Fungi, Ascomycota, Pezizomycetes, Pezizales, Pyronemataceae. Gene Ontology annotation, molecular function: protein binding.
AUGGCACACAAGACCACUGGAAAACGGAAGAGGUCUCAGAUAGAGCCUCCCGCUAUUGCUGAACGAGAGUCUUCGGCACCUCCGGAAGUGGACAAUGAGGUCGAUGGCAAUAUCCCUCUCCCGGUGGGCUCAUCUUCAACUGUUGCGCAGACGGGUGUCGUGGCACCUGCGGGCAAGAGGCUAUACACGCCUUUGUCGAUGACGCAGGGCGGAGGCUACGGUCUCAAGUCUGUUGCCGACGCUCUGGAGAGCCCCGAGAACGAGGUACGACGCCGUAAUGCACGCAUCAGAAAGGCGGAAUACAGAAAGAAAAAGGCUGAACAUGGAACGAAGAAGGAACUGCUUGCUGUGUCUCCACAGCCAGUGCCAGAGGCCUCGACAACUGCACCCCCAAAUGGACCAGAUAACACCACUGUCCUUAGCAGACGCUGCCAGUUGCAUGACAAUCCUGAUUGCACCGAGGAGAGCUGCGUCUAUAAUUUCUUCGAAAUAUAUGAACCGAGCGACCAUGUCAUCAUGGAUUUAAGGCCAUUUGAAUCGCGCAGAGUAAUGCCAUCCGUGAAGAAAGUCGCACCUGUGCCCUUGGAUACCCUCGAAAUACAGGAGGCUGUUAAGCGAGACCUGGAAUUGUCACUCAUCACGAGGACGAGACUCGAGCAGCGUCCUUAUCUUAACAUUUCUUACGAUCGCAUGAAGAUGAUGCCCGAGUUGCCCAAUCCCGGGGAAGCGACUACCCUCCAUGUCGGCUUCACCAUAUAUGAAGCCGAGAUUGUUCGUUCCUUAUUGGCGAAAGACGAAGGCCCGUUGCCCGGCAUGGAUGUCUUUCGAGAGAUUGGAUACCACGCUGAAAGGUCCCCGUGGCGUGAUUGCCUCGUUUCUGCUGUGCAGCUCCUACCAGGAAGAGAAGUGGAAGACGUCUUCAAGUUCAUUGAAGACUGCUACCGGAUGAAGAAGAAGGGGUUGCCAUAUCCGUUCGCCGGUUAUACCAUGGUUCUGAAGCCUGAGCGCCCCCACACAACAGGGUCGGCAUCACUUCGAUUGCUCCGCGAGAUGGGUAGCGGGGUCUUUGGUUUCAGCAAUAGGCGCGAGCAAACCCGGGCAAUGGAGUCAAUGGCUAGAGAUGGCAUGCAGCCGUGGAGAAUCUUUAAGGAAGGAAGUUCAGACAUCAUCGACAUCAGCUGGUCGCCAGACGGCAGCAGGUUUGCUCUGUGUUGUUGUACGCACAGUGACGAAUACAACAGGCCAGGAAACCUCAUGCUGGGGUCACUGGAACAAGACAAGAUCCGCAUGCUUGAUGGGCACAAAGUCCUGCGAGAUCCUCCAACGGCAGCUUUGAAUCCGUUCCUUCAUUCGACGGUGUCUGCAAUCGCACACUCUAAAAAUGGACGGGUUCUGUUCUCCGGAAGCUAUGAUAAGACAGUCAAAACCUGGCUCGGAGAGGAUGGCACCUGUCUCGACUCGUUGGAUGUUAAGAGUGAGGUGCUUCGCAUGGCAACAAGCCCUGUACAUGAGGAGGCACUCGCUGUUGCUCUAAAGGAUGGCAAUGUCAUAGUUCUUGACGUUGGCCCUGACGGUCGUUAUAGAGGGAAGGGACAUCGCUUCGCCCCUCUCAAGAAAAACGUUGAGGCAGUUGCUGUGAGUUGGCACGGCCAAGUCAGGCCAGACUGGUUGAUAGUGGGAUACGACAAUAAGUCCGGGAACAAGACUGGCGACCUGGAGAUUUUCGAUGCCCGUGCCAUGAAGUUGGUGUGGAGUGUGGUGCCUGGCUCAAACCGGCAAUUUGACAUGUUCGUGCAUGAAUCAGGCCAGUUUGUUACUGGUGGAGCGGUAAACGGUCGGGGCGAACGUGCUAAGACGCAGGUCCGGGUUUGGGACUUUGAACAAGGCCAUGACCGGAGGAGACCUCGUCCAAUCCUGGAUUUCGAUAAUCCCCAGGAGGACAUUAACAUGGUGACUAUGUCACCUUGCCGAUCAUAUGUGACUUCAUCGGGAACCGAUAGUACUACGAUGGUCUGGGAUUGUCGUUUCCCGAAGAGGGUUCUCCAUACGUUGAAACAUGGCGCUCCCCUCAUGGCUGAGGACGCCAACGAUACCGGAGCGAACUGCGCCUUGUGGGCAUCCAGCAGUGACCGCUUCUACACUGGGGGCUCUGAUGGCGCUGUUAAGAUUUGGGACGUCCGACGUGCCGACCCAUUCAUGAAGGACUUGGCUACCCUGGACGGUCAGGUCAUGUCUGCAGCCUUCUCGCCGUCCUUCGAUUCUCUCAUUGUUGGAGUAUGCUCAGGCAAGGCGACCCUGUUCUCGAUGAGGGGCGAUGCCAGUGUCCCACCAAUCGAAUUCAAAGUUGACAUUCGCGAUGUGGAGGGACGUGGUAAUCUUGCCGACGAAAACGACGACGAUGAGAACGCUGGCAGGCAAGCCGCGCGCCAGCUCGUCAACUCUGGAAGAAUGAUGGUUGAGAACGGUGUUGCAUGGGCUACUUACUAG